Messenger RNA from Linepithema humile (Argentine ant), 13935 nucleotides. NCBI's taxonomy places the organism in Eukaryota, Metazoa, Arthropoda, Insecta, Hymenoptera, Formicidae. The record is from RefSeq and is a predicted model, not a curated record.
CAUGCUUAAUAUAUCUGUAAUUGUAAUUGUAUCCCUUAAAUAGUUUUCUCUUUACAAUUUUUCGUCAUAAUGGCAAAUACGUAUCCCGCGUCGCGGGAUUAUACAAAACCUGCUAUUAAUCAGCGAAUUGCUGAAUUAGUAAAGAGAAGAAUUGGUACACGAGAAGAUUUACCUAUGGAAAGCACAAAAGAGCGUCUCGCAAAAUUCAAAGAGAUUCGCAAUGCUAGGCAAGGAUUAUUGAAAGUUACACAUCGACACGUCUUGGAGAUGGUAGCAUACAUUUUGAACACAGACGCCGAGAUGCUGGAAGAAGGGAUUCUUGAUAAAGAUGAAUAUGUAAAUGUAUUUAGCAAUUUUUUUGCCGAGGGUGGAAGACAAGCAAUUCUUAUAUAUUUUCAACCUAUGAGUCCUCCAACAUUUGAAUCUGGUCGAUGGACGCCGCGACUUAGCAAAGAACAGCAAGUUGUACGUUGUUGCAUAACGGAUGGUACCACCGAAGAGUUUUCAGGAAAAUGCGUUAUAGUUUAUCGACUAAAGUCAAAUCUCGAGUUUGGAGUCAAGCAUUUACUCGACGAAACAUAUUAUGCUUAUGCCGAAGUAGAUCCUAUAUCAAAAAGUGCAUUGGCAGCUAUAUCUGAUUUAAUUUCACGAUUGCACGCACGAACGUUAAUUGUUAACACGCAAUGGGGAGAAUUGUCGAAAAGUGAAAUCGGAGGAAAGAUAAGAGAUGAUUUUAUAGGCGAUUUUAAAGAUUUCUGCGAAUUUCUUAGUAUGACAAAGAUAGAUUUGGAAAGUAUUAUAUGCUUCCACAUUAACUGGGAUCUUUAUCAGAAAUAUUUAGCUCAUCCCGAAACAAUUAGAAAAAGCCUUCGUAAACCGGACGUUAUUGAAGCAGCAGAAGCUGAUGUCCAAAUAUGGAUGAAAUUGAUGGAACGGGCUAUCGUUGAGAGCCAGCAAUUGCGCAGAGAAACUGAAACUGUAGGACCGUCCGUGGAACUUGCAUAUUGGCGGAGAUUACUUGCUCGAUUUUCAUCAAUAAUAAAUCAUUUAAAAUCUCCUUACACUCAAUCGUUUAUAAAAUUGCUAACAGAGGCGAAAUCGAAACUUAUUAAGAAAUGGAAGAAAUUAGAAGAUCAUGCCACAACGAUACAUAUUUUAUCGCAAGAUAAUGUGAAGUAUCUGUACUCCUUAGAAAAAUUUACACAGCCAUUGUAUAGAUUAGAUCCAACAAAAAUAGGAGAUUAUUUACCAGCACUCAUGUAUGCUGUAAGGAUGAUUUACGUUACGUCGCGAUUUUUUAAUACAAGAAAGAUGGUAACUGCAGUAUAUGUAAAGAUAACAAAUCAAAUGAUAUUAGCGUGUAAAGCAUACUUGACGGAGAAUGGAAAACUGAGCAUUUGGGAUGAAUUGAAAGGUACUAUGAUAUCUAAAAUAAAGGAUUGUAUUAAGCUAUGUGAAACGUAUCACGAAUGUUACGACAAUAUGUGCAAGGAAGUCGAAGAAUCUCCCGGGGAGAAGCCCUUUGAAGUAUCCGAAAUGUAUGUUUUUGGAAAGUUUGGCACUUUUAAAACAAGAAUAAUAAAAAUCAUGGACAUCCUUGAAACAGCAUGGAUGUACUCUAUUCUGCACAGUUCCACUAUAGAAGGAAUUGAUACGUACGCGCAAAAAUAUACUAGUUAUUUCAAAAAGAUUUCGUCGCAAAAGUACGAUCCCUUGGAUCACAGAAAAUUUUAUUUCGACACUGAUUACGAUGAAUAUAAAAAAAGUGUGGCAGAAACCGACAUUGAACUUCGAACAUUCUUUCACAAUUUCAUUGCCCUUGUACCGAAUAUAACACAGGUGUUAGAAAUAAUUACUAGAUUUCAAAAAUUGAAUCUUAAACAACUGAGAAUUGAUAGAAAGUGCUUAGAACUCGUAACGAUGUACGAACGAGAGAUUGAAAAUGUUCGCGAUAGAUAUAAUGAAGAUAGAUCUCAUCCAUGCCUGUCAAGGAACAUUCCACCCAUUGCUGCUAGAAUCCUAUGGAUUCGUCAAUUAUCGAAACGCAUUGAAGUUCCUAUGAGUAUGUUUAAAUCACAUCAAAAAGUGAUUGCUCACGAGUCUAUGCAGAAGUGCAUUAAGAUGUACAAUGCGCUCAUCAGCGUGUUCAUCCAUUACGAGUUAAUAUAUCACAAAGCGUGGUACGAUUCGGCUGACAUUGUUCGUUUGGCAUUAUCGUCGCCUAUAAUUGUGCGCCAUCCAAAAACAAACAAGUAUUGUUUAAAUUUUGAUUCCUACAUACACGAAGUGGUACAAGAAUCGGAACAUAUGUCUAAAUUUGGUUUGGAAGUUCCGGAUUUUAUACAAGUUUUAGUUUUUUGCAAGGAGAAAAUAUUUUCUUCUUACGAAACAGUGAAAAAACUGCUAAAGAAAAAUGAUGCCCUUAGACAAUCUUUCCCGAUCUUAUUUUUAAAUUUAAUAAAGAUCGCACUCGUUGAUCUCGAAAUCGUUUUUCAACCCUGUCUAUCAGUAAUUUCGUGGUCUUCAUUAAAGAUUUCUAAAGCGUGUACUGAAAUAGAAAAAGCGAUACAAAAUGUUCAGAUAUUCGUCAAGGAAAUAACUGAUAUGAAAGAAGUGAGAGUAGAUGAAGUACUUGAGUUCAUUGCGGAAUCGAUGUUAUUAAAACUGGAUGAGUAUCCAAAAAGUCCAGAACAAUUUUUAGCUGACGUUAUAGCUUUUAGAGAUAAAAUUGCAAUUGACUUGGAAGUAAAAUCUUUUGCGGCGGAAAAAGUUGUCACCAUGAUUAUCAAUAAAUUUAUAAAUCUUAUAACUGAUCCUGCUGUUCAAGAUGUUAAGUAUAAUUGGUUGGAUCCUGAAAAGGUACAUAGACAACUGGGAUCUGAAACUAGAUUAAUAAAGGGACCAUUUGAACCAGGCUUUGGUCAUAUUGAGCGAACACAUAAAGUUAAAAUAAAUCAAGUGCACAAUGAUUGUAUGGAACUAUUUGCACACUAUAAUAAUAAAUUAAUAGAUGCUUUGGUAAAAUGUACUAAAAAUUCUUUGGACUUGUUAAAGAAGAAAGCAACCAUUAUGAGCGUAUUGUUUCAAGAUAUUGAAAUAGAGCAAGAAAUACCAAUUAUGGAGACACACUUUGUUUUACAAAUACCAAACAUUGUGAUUAUACCCACAAUAGAAGAAUUACAGAAUCAUUUUAGCAAAGUCAUCACUAGUAUUAUAGAAACGAACAAGAAUGUCAUUAUAUGGGGACAACGAUAUUCUACACAAGUUGAACCACUUGAUGAAAAAUUGCUCAAAAACUAUUUUCAAAUUGUGUCCGAUCACAAAGAUAUAAUUCGCAGCUCAAUGAGUUUGCAAGGUUUAAUAUUAGUGUUGAAAGAUGACGUCUUCAAAGUUGGCAAUUCAUAUUUACGAUAUUCCUACAUAUGGACGGAGAAUAGAAAUAAUAUCAUACAAACGUUUAUUGACAUGGAGCCUCUCAUACAAGAAAUUAAAGAGAAAUUUAUGGAAUACGAAGACUUAAUGACGGAAAUAAAAAAUUUACCUGAUCGGCAUGUACUUGGCCCUCUUCAAAUUAACACAGACAAAUUAAAAUUAGCAUUUCUCGUUGAAGCAAAUGCGUGGAAAACAUCAUUGGGUGUUAUUUUGUCCAAUAAAUACAAGCAAAAAUUACAAAAGAUCAUGGAUUAUAUUUAUGAAAAAAAUAAAGUUCUUUCUAGACAUAUUAAAGAUUUAGAGGAUGUGCGGGUUGCAAUGAAAUGUUUGGGAGAAAUACGAGAUGAUUUUAUAUUAUUAGAUAUGGAAUUAAUUCAGAUCGAAGAGACUUACACAUUGAUGGGAAAAUUUAACGUCGAUAUAUUGAAAGAAGAUCAAGAUAUAGUAGACGGAUUAAGAUAUAAUUUUAGUAACAUGCUCCAAAUGGCAAAACAAGUUCAAGAAAUAAUAUGUAAGAUGCAAGAUCCGUUGAAAAAAGAGCUUAUUGAUGGUGUUGUAGUUCUCAAACAGAAUGUGGAUCACUUUGACAUUGAUUUUGAACUCUAUGGCCCAAUGGUUGAAGGAAUACCUGCAAAAGAUGCUAGUGAACGGCUCAUCCUGUUCCAAGCUCGUUUUGAAGAAUUAUGGGAAAGAUACGAAACCUAUAGCAGUGGUGAAAGUUUGUUUGGCAUAGAAGUGACGGAGUACCCAGCUUUACAACACAGAAAAAGAGAGAUUAAUUUAUUGCAGAAGUUAUAUACACUAUAUUUGCAAGUUAUGCGUACUAUUGACGGCUACUAUGAUAUUCUGUGGUCCGAGAUUGAUAUCGAAUCAAUCAUAGCUGAAUUGGCUGAUUUCCAAAACAAAUGCCGAAAGUUGCCUAAAGCUAUGCGAGAAUGGCCAGCAUUCGUCGAUUUAAAGAAGAAAAUCGAUGAUUUUAACGAGAUGUGUCCAUUAUUAGAGAUGAUGGCUAACAAAGCUAUGAAAGAUAGACAUUGGGAGAAAUUGUCUAAGCUUUGUCGAUAUUUCUUUAACGUCGAAUCUGAGACUUUUACUUUAGCAAAUGUUAUGCAAGCGCCUUUGUUAAAAUACAAAGAUGAUGUAGAAGAUAUAUGUAUUAGUGCAGUGAAGGAACAAGAUAUCGAAACGAAGUUGAAGCAGGUGAUUGCAGAUUGGACAAUUGUAAAUUUGCAGUUUUCUCCUUUCAAGCAGAGAGGCGAAUUAUUACUGAAAGGUGUCGAGACGGCUGAGAUAAUAGCGCUACUUGAAGACAGUUUAAUGAUUAUAAGUUCCUUGCUGGCAAAUCGUUACAACGUACCGUUUAAGAAAGAGAUUCAGUUAUGGCAGGUUAAGCUCAGUAACACGUCCGAGAUAUUGGCGAAGUGGUUAACUGUGCAGAAUCUGUGGGCUUAUCUAGAAGCGGUGUUUAUUGGCGGCGACAUAUCAAAGCAAUUGCCUACCGAAGCAAAGCGCUUUAAUACCAUCGAUAAAUCCUGGGUUAAGCUUAUGCUUCGCGCCCAUGAAAAACUGAAUGCAGUGGAAACGUGUAUCGGAGAUGAAACCAUGAGCCAAUUUUUGCCUCAUUUAUUGGAACAAUUAGAAUCAUGCCAGAAAUCUCUUAGCGGCUAUCUGGAAACUAAACGAGUGGUUUUUCCAAGAUUCUGCUUUAUAUCUGAUCCUACUUUGUUGGAGAUACUUGGACAAGCAGCCGAUUGUCACACGAUACAGAAUUAUCUUGAUGGAUUUUUUGAUAAUUUGGCAAAGUUGAAAUUUGCCGAAAAGGAAUAUGAAAAAAUUAUAGCAAUGUAUUCACGGGAAGGUGAAGAAGUAGUGUUAGAAAAAGAAGUCGUAUGUAUAGCAGGUGUAGAGAACUGGUUAAACACUUUGUUAACGGUUCAUCAGCAAUCAAUUGGCGACGUAAUUUCGUUAGGAUUGCAAUCACUUCGUACACCUGAAUUCGACAUUUUGUCAUUGAUAGAAAAUUCUGUUUUACAAGUGGGUUUAUUGGGGUUACAAGUUUUAUGGACGCGCGAUAGUGAAAUAGCGGUCACGACAGCCAAACGCGACAGAACCAUAAUGAAGAGGACUAAUCAGUGGUUCCUAGAUUUGUUGAAUAAUCUUAUAGAAGUAACCGUUAAGGAUCUUACAAAAUAUGCGAGAUUAAAAUACGAAGCUUUAAUAACGAUACAUGUGCAUCAAAGAGAUAUAUUUGACGAUUUAUGUCGUCUCAGAAUUCGAAAUAUACAUGAUUUCGAAUGGUUGAAACAGUGUCGAUUCUAUUACAAUGAAGAUUCGGAGGCAGUCCAGAUCAGAAUAACCGAUGUGGAAUUUGUCUAUCAAAAUGAAUUCUUAGGUUGUACAGACCGACUUGCGAUUACACCGCUCACAGACAGAUGUUAUAUAACACUGGCACAGGCUGUAGGAAUGAAUUUUGGCGGAGCUCCCGCAGGCCCUGCUGGCACGGGUAAAACAGAAACGACGAAAGAUAUGGGAAAAGCACUGGGAAAAUAUGUCGUUGUUUUUAAUUGCUCUGAUCAAAUGGAUUUUCGAGGUUUAGGGAGAAUAUUUAAGGGAUUAGCACAAUCCGGUACUUGGGGAUGCUUUGAUGAAUUUAAUCGAAUUGAUUUACCGGUAUUAUCUGUAGCUGCGCAGCAAAUAGCUAUUGUACUCAAUGCACGAAAAGAACGGAAAACGAGCUUUUUGUUUAGCGAUGGCGAAACAUAUAAGCUGAAUUAUGAAUUUGGGUUAUUUAUUACGAUGAAUCCGGGAUACGCUGGUCGGCAAGAACUACCGGAAAAUUUGAAAAUACAAUUUAGAAGUGUAGCUAUGAUGGUUCCUGACAGACAAAUUAUAAUGCGGGUGAAACUCGCGGCAUGUGGCUUUAAAGAGAACGUAGUAUUAGCGCGGAAAUUCUUCACAUUGUAUAGAUUGUGUGAGGAACAGCUCAGUAAACAAGUGCAUUAUGAUUUUGGAUUAAGAAAUAUUUUAUCGUGUCUGCGUACACUUGGCGCUCAAAAACGCGCACAUCCCACCGAUUCCGAAGAAACUACGAUUAUGAGAGUAUUGCGCGAUAUGAAUUUAUCUAAGUUAGUGGAUGAAGAUGAGCCUCUCUUUAUGUCCCUUAUCGAAGAUAUGUUCCCUGGAAUAAAGUUAACGAAUCAGACGUAUAAAGAAUUACAGAAAGCAAUAGCUAACGCUACAGUUGCUCUCGGUAUAAUGAAUCACAGUGAAUGGAAUUUGAAAACCAUACAGUUGUACGAGACAUCACUCGUUCGUCAUGGUUUAAUGGUUCUCGGACCAACAGGAUCUGGUAAAACGCGAUGUAUGUGGGCACUUAUGAGAGCUCUGACAGAAAUGGGUAUACCACACAAAGAAAUUAGGAUGAAUCCAAAAGCAAUAACUGCGUCCCAAAUGUUCGGAAGACUCGAUGUUGCAACGAACGAUUGGACGGAUGGUAUAUUUUCUAUUAUAUGGCGACGAUCCACGCAAAUGAAGAAAACGGAAAAUUUGUGGAUUGUGUUGGACGGUCCUGUCGAUGCAGUGUGGAUCGAAAAUUUAAAUUCGGUUCUGGACGACAAUAAAACGUUGACGUUGGCAAAUGGAGAUCGCAUUGUAAUGGCACCAAAUUCUAAAUUAGUGUUCGAACCCGACAAUGUGGACAACGCGUCUCCAGCUACUAUAUCACGCAUGGGAAUGAUCUUUAUCAGUGCUUCUGUGUUAAAAUGGAAAUCAAUUUUAGAGGCUUGGCUUAAAAAAUGUUCCAUCAACGAAGCUGCAGUAUUGCGAGCGUUGUUUCAUAAAAUAUAUGGAGAUGCCCAUACAUUUGUUCAGACAAAACUUCAUACUAAAAUGACGCUUUUAGAAGCACUUUAUAUACGACAGUGUAUUGAUCUAUUGGAGGGUUUGAAUGUUGGAAAUUCGGAUCCAACUAAAGUAUUGUCUGAGAAUCACAUCGAAAAGCUCUUUUUGUUUUCUCUCAUGUGGAGCUUAGGUGCAGUAUUAGAACUUGACGGGCGAUUUGCAUUACAAGAAUAUCUCGUAAAUCAUGAAUCAAAUUGUAAUUGGCCAAAGUAUAAGGAAGAUGAAACUAUUUUUGAAUAUCUGGUAUCAGAUAAUGGAAAAUGGAUACAUUGGAGUACAAUGGUGCCAAAAUUCGAGUAUCCUCCGGAUCGUGUUUUAGAAUACAACACUAUCCUCGUUCCUAACGUCGAUAAUACAAGAACGUUAUUUUUAAUUGAUAUCAUAGCACAGCAGGAAAAAGCAGUACUUUUAAUAGGAGAAGCAGGCACGGCAAAAAGCGUAAUGAUGAAGAGCUAUAUGUUUAAGCAUGAUCCCGAAUAUCACUUGAAUAAGUGUUUUAACUUCUCUUCAGCAUCCACGCCCAAUAUGGUUCAACGCGUAUUUGAAAGUUACGUUGAAAAGCGAAUGGGCACUACUUACGGUCCGCCCGGCGGACGGAAAAUGACCAUUUUUAUCGACGAUAUAAAUAUGCCAACUAUAAAUGAAUGGGGCGAUCAAAUUACAAACGAAAUCGUUCGCCAGUUAAUGGAAUACAAAGGAUUCUAUUCGUUAGAUAAACCGGGCGAUUUCUGCAUCAUGCAAGAUAUUAUGCUACUCGCUGCAAUGCGUCAUCCUGGUGGAGGACGAAAUGACAUCCCGCCACGAUUGAAACGACAGUUCAAUAUUUUUAAUUGUACCUUACCGUCCAACAAAUCUAUGGACACAAUUUUCAGCGUUAUCGGCCAAGGCUACUUUUGCAUCACGAGAUUUUCCGAAAUAAUCGUCAAUUUCUUGCCGAAGCUUAUACCACUGACUCGAAUAGUAUGGCAACAGACUAAAGUGAAAAUGUUACCGACUCCUGCGAAGUUCCAUUACGUCUUUAACUUGCGCGAUCUAUCGCGUAUUUGGGAAGGAAUACUCAGGAUAGAAAGAGACGAAUGCGAAACCAUAACGACGCUACUAAAAUUGUGGGAGCAUGAGUGUACGCGUGUGAUAGCAGAUCGCUUUAUCACUGAUGCCGAUAGAGAAUGGUUUCAAAGUACAUUAAGGCGGACUGCGGAAAAGAUGUUAGGUUCGGACUUCCAACAUUAUUCUCCAGUCGAGACGUAUUUUGUCGACUUUCUGCGCGAACCGCCAGAACCGACAGGUGACGAGCCAGAAGACUUUGCGUUAGAAGCACCUAAGAUUUACGAGGAGAUACCGAGUUACGAUGUCGUUAUCGCGAAAGUUCAACAAAAUAUGGAGCAAUUUAAUGAAUACAUACGCGGCAUGCAUCUCGAUCUCGUAUUCUUCCACGACGCUCUAGUGCACUUGAUACGAAUAUCGAGAAUACUGGGAGUUCCCAGAGGCAAUGCACUACUCGUAGGUGUAGGAGGAUCUGGAAAGCAGAGUCUAACGCGACUGGCAUCUUUUAUUGCGGGAUUUAACUUCUUUCAAAUAACGUUAUCCAGGAUUUAUAAUGUGGCUAGUUUACUGGACGAUUUGCGAAAAUUAUAUCGUACCGCUGGUACAGGAAGCAAAGGUCUUACAUUUAUUUUUACCGACAAUGAAAUAAAAGAUGAAGCAUUCUUGGAAUACAUUAACAACGUGCUAAGUGUCGGCGAGGUGGCCAAUCUUUUUCCAAAAGAUGAGCUAGAUGACAUUCUGACAAUUGUCGCACCGCUAAUGAAGAAGGACGAUCCCCGACGUCCUCCGACGCAGGACAAUCUUUAUGAUUAUUUUAUAUCGCAAGCGAGAAAUAAUUUGCACAUAGUUUUAUGUUUUUCACCAGUCGGUGAAAAGUUUAGAUCUCGAGCAUUGAAAUUUCCUGGUCUUAUAUCUGGUUGCACAAUGAAUUGGUUUUCAAGAUGGCCAAGGGACGCAUUAUACGCGGUCGGUGAACAUUUCCUAGGCAAAUAUAAAGUUAUAUGCGGUCCAGAAGUAAAACAACAAUUAAUACAAGUUGUGGGCGACAUUCAGGACAAUGUAAACGACACCUGCGCAGAAUAUUUCGAUAGAUUCCGACGUCAAAUAUAUGUGACUCCAAAAUCGUUUUUGGCCUUUCUCGACAGCUAUAAAACGCUUUACAAACAACAUUUGGAUAACAUUAAUACGCUUGCUUCUCGCAUGAGCAAUGGCUUAAAUAAAUUAAUCGAUGCUGCAGCUCAAGUCGAUGUGUUACGGAAGGAAUUAGAAAAAAAUCAAGAGGAAAUUGCAGUAAAAAAUGUUCAAGUGGAUGCGCUAUUGGUUGAUGUAAACGAGAAAAAGGGAGAAGCCGAAAGGGUGAAAGCAAAAGUGCAAGUUUCGAAAGAUGAGGCGGAAACAAUUCUAAAAACGAUAGCAAAAGACAAAUCAGUGGCAGAACAAAAAUUGAAAGUCGCGGAGCCUGCCUUAUUAGAAGCUGAAGCUGCAUUACUGACCAUAAAAGCAGCAGAUAUUGCUACUGUUAGAAAAUUGGCUAAACCACCGUUCUUAAUUACGCUCAUAAUGGAUUGUGUUCUGAUUUUAUUCGGACGAAAGCUGGAACCAGUUAAACCUGAUUACGAGCAUCAAUUUUUAACACCUUCUUGGUCAGAGUCGUUGAAGGUUUUGGCUGAUACUAGAUUUUUGUAUAACUUACAAAAAUUUCCAAAGGAUAACAUUAACUGUGAAACUGUUGAUUUGAUGAUGCCGUACUUAAAUUUCCACAUGUAUACUUACGAAGCCGCAAAGCAAGCUUGCGGAAACGUGGCGGGUCUCAUACAGUGGACCAUCUCUAUGGUUACUUUUUACGGAAUAAAUAAAGAUGUGCUGCCUUUAAAGGCAAAUCUUGUCAUACAAGAAAGCAAAUACGAAAAAGCCAACAAAAAUUUAUGCGAAGCCGAAGAAUUACUGAAAGCAAAGGACGAUGAUUUAAAGAUAGUGCAAAGUGAAUUCGACGCGGUGAUGCAGGAACGGCAGACAAUAAUCGAUCAAGCUGCAAUUUGCCAAGCAAAAAUGGAUACCGCAAGCGCCAUGCUUGAAGGAUUAUCCGGCGAGAGAAUACGAUGGACAGAUCAAGUAGCUAUGUUUAAAUCAGAAACAGAUCGUCUUGUCGGAGAUGUGUUGGUGUUAACAGGAUUUUUAUCUUAUUGCGGACCAUUUAAUCAAGAAUUCCGGAUUCUUUUGCAAAGAACAUGGUUUGGUUUCAUACAAGAUAGAAAAAUCCCGAUUUCUAUUGCUAUAAAUAUUGUUAAUACGUUGACAGACACAGCGACGAUCGGCGAUUGGAGUUUGCAAGGCUUGCCGACGGAUGAAUUAUCAGUUCAGAAUGGAAUAAUCGUAACGAAAGCAUCACGGUAUCCUCUUUUGAUCGAUCCACAAUUGCAAGGAAAGACAUGGAUUAAAAAUAAAGAAACGGAUUUAGAUUUACAGAUAACAUGGUUUGCGCAUAAAUAUUUUAGAAAUCAUUUAGAAGAUGCUGUGUCAAUAGGUCGGCCAUUAUUGAUACAAGAUGUAGGAGAAGAGAUAGAUCCAGUAUUGGAUAAUUUGCUAGAAAAGAAUUUUAUAAAAAUAGGAACUUCUUUAAAGGUCAAAUUGGGCGAUAAAGAAAUAGACGUUAGCAAGGACUUUAGACUUUACAUUACAACGAAAUUGCCAAAUCCUUUUUAUACUCCAGAAAUAUUUGCUCGUACAUCAAUAAUCGAUUUCACCGUUACGAUGAAAGGUCUGGAGGAUCAACUUUUAGGAAGAGUCAUUUUAACAGAGAAAAAGGAGUUGGAGACAGAGAGAACGCAAUUAAUUGCCGACGUAACUGCAAAUAACAGAAAGAUUAAAGAAUUGGAAGCGAAUCUUUUGCAUAAAUUGGCAACUGUACAGGGCCCUUUGAUAGAAGACACUGAAUUAAUGUCGGUAUUAAAUAUCACGAAGCAGACAGCGGCGGAAAUCAACGAAAAGCUGAGUAUCGCGAAAGACACGGAGUUAAAAAUCGAUACAGCACGUGAACAAUUUCGACCGGUUGCAACGCGCGGUAGCGUCUUGUAUUUCUUGAUAUGCGACAUGCCGCACGUCAACUGCAUGUACCAAACGUCUCUCGUUCAAUUUUUGGAACGAUUUGAUAUCUCUAUGGCGAGGUCCGAGACGAGUGUAAUUACUCAGAGAAGAAUAAAUCACAUUAUCGAAUAUUUAACAUAUGACAUAUUUAAGUACAAAUCGCGCGGACUCUACGAGAUACAUAAAUAUAUGUUUAUUUUGCUGAUGACAUUAAAAAUCGAUCUGCAACGCGCUAGCAUUAUGUACGAAGAAUUCCAGUAUCUCAUUAAAGGCGGUGCGGCGUUGGACUUAAAAGCCGUUGACCCGAAACCUUGCAAAUGGAUCACGGAUGUAACAUGGCUUAAUCUAGUUGCACUGUCAUCAUUACGACAAUUUCAAUACAUUGUCUCUCAAGUACCCGCUUCGGAGAAACUUUGGAAACAUUGGUUCGACAAAGAUACACCAGAGGAGGAAGUUAUACCAGAUGGUUACAAUAUUUUGGAUACAUUCCGUCGAUUGCUUUUAAUAAGAGCCUGGUGCAUGGACCGAGCACUGUCGCAAUCUAGGAAAUACAUAGCAUCUUCUUUAGGAGCAAAAUAUGCAGAGCCGGUAAUUACGCUUCUGGAUGUGAUGCAUAGCGAAUCAAGACCAAAUACACCGAUGAUCUGUUUCUUAAGUAUGGGAUCGGAUCCUACGCCUAGUAUCGAGCAACUGGCAAAAAAAAUGGAAAUCAUAUGUAAAAGCAUAUCGAUGGGACAAGGUCAGGAAGUUCAUGCUCGUCGUCUGCUCCAUAGCGCAAAAACUGAAGGUUUUUGGGCUCUCUGCCAAAAUUGUCACUUGGGCUUGGAGUACAUGACGGAAUUGGUGAACUUUCUUUUAGAAAUGGAAGCGCCUCAUCCGGAUUUCCGCGUAUGGAUCACGACAGAGCCGCACAAAGACUUUCCAGUUUCCUUGCUGCAAAUGUCUAUAAAAUAUACAUAUGAACCCCCGCAAGGAAUACGCGCGGGUUUAUUGGCGACGUACAGUGGUAUGAAUCAGGAAAUGCUGGACCAAUGUGACGCUGUGCAAUAUAUACCGCUAAUAUACACCGUGUCUUUUCUGCACACCGUUGUUCAGGAAAGACGGAAAUUCGGUCCUCUGGGAUGGAACAUACCUUACGAAUUCAAUUCGGCGGACUGGUUGGCAUCCUGCAUGUUUAUCAAUAAUCAUUUAAAUGAUUAUGAUGCAAAACACGGUAUAAAUUGGCAGAUUAUACGUUAUAUGAUAGGUGAAGUGCAAUAUGGCGGACGCGUAACGGACGAUUAUGAUAAAAGAUUGUUAAACACAUUCGCAAAGGUGUGGUUUACGGAUGCGCUUUUUGCGGAAGGUUUCGCCUUCUACAAAGGCUAUUCGAUGUUGAUAUUUAAGCAAAUAAGUGAGUAUCUGAAAGCAAUAGAUGCCAUGAGCACAAUAGAUCCGCCACAAGUAUAUGGCUUGCAUCCGAAUGCAGAUAUCACGUAUCAAAGUAACACCACGCAGACUGUACUGGAUAUAAUAGUAUCUGUGCAACCGAAAGAAGCGGGUGCUGUUGGCGCAGAAUCUCGCGAAGUGGUUGUUACAAGACUAACAAAUGAAAUGUUAAACAAGGUUCCAGCAUUGUAUGACAUGUUUGAAGUUAAGGAAAGAUUACGCGUAAUGGGUCAUACUGCUCCGAUGAAUAUAUUUUUAAAACAAGAAAUCGACAGGAUACAAAUUGUUAUAAAAUUAGUGCGCAUUACACUCAAGGAUCUUCUGUUGGCGGUAGAAGGUGUAAUUAUAAUGAAUGAGGAGUUGCGAGAUGCUUUCGAUAAUAUAUACGACGCCAGAAUACCAAAGGUUUGGAAAGCUCGAUCAUGGGAAUCUGCCUCCUUGGGAUUCUGGUUUACAGAGCUUUUAGAGAGAAACCAACAGUUUUCAACUUGGUUGUAUAGCGGGAGACCAGCAAAAUUUUGGAUGACUGGCUUUUUCAAUCCUCAAGGAUUUUUAACGGCGAUGAAGCAAGAAGUAACACGAGCUCAUAAGUGGGCUUUGGAUAACGUAACGCUUCACAAUGAAGUUUCACGGAAUACGGCAGAAGAAAUUAAAACACCGCCACUUGAAGGUGUUUACGUUUAUGGAUUAUUUCUGGAGGGUGCUGGCUGGGACAGAAGAAAUAUCCGUUUUGUGGAAUCGGCAAAUAAAGUUCUUUAUGUAUUAAUGCCAGUAAUACAUAUUUUUGCAUUAUAUAAUACUCCAGAUAAGAGCCCAAAGUUAUAUCAAUGUCCGGUAUAUAAAAAACCUCAGAGAACUUAUGCAUUGUUAAUAACACCACUUUGGUUGCAAACUAUAAAAAGUCCUGAUUAUUGGAUACUACGCGGUGUCGCUUUAUUAUGUGAUAAUAAAUAAUUUUUCACAUAAAAAAAGUAUUACAAGUAAGUACUGAUAUAAUUUCUAAAACAAAUUUCUUGCAAAAAAUAAUUUUCUACAUUGCAUUAAAGA